Messenger RNA from Coregonus clupeaformis (lake whitefish), 6808 nucleotides. Its product is annotated as homeobox protein Hox-C10a. The record is from RefSeq and is a predicted model, not a curated record. NCBI's taxonomy places the organism in Eukaryota, Metazoa, Chordata, Actinopteri, Salmoniformes, Salmonidae. Gene Ontology annotation, cellular component: nucleus. The transcript is spliced from 4 exons. Bases 4598 to 5614 code for a protein of 338 amino acids. Gene Ontology annotation, molecular function: DNA-binding transcription factor activity, RNA polymerase II-specific; RNA polymerase II cis-regulatory region sequence-specific DNA binding. Gene Ontology annotation, biological process: regulation of transcription by RNA polymerase II.
UAUGUCAGUUUAUUUCACUGACAAAUACACAUUCUAAGCACUCCAAUCGACACAAUUCACCCCCUCAAACACACAUAGCCCUCCCAUUAAAAACAGGGGCAAAUAGGCACACAUAGCCUACACAGGUAUAGUGAUUCACAUGUAGUAAAACAUAUUCAGAUCAUGACGAUACGUUUUAUUAUUGGGCUUAUAGCCUUUAAAAUGGAGGUAAACUGAACAAAGACAUUGUUUAUUGACCAAUUACUAUUUUGUGAGAAAUAUUAUGAUAAAUACAGUUCACAUUCAUAUUAUGGAAUGACCCAGAUUCAAGGUGAGGUUUUAACCUACCUAUUCAAACCACGAAUGACCCGUCAAAGGUAUCUGCGUCUCCGGGAAUAAUGUAAUGGGGUCUGAAUCUUCAAUAUAGGCCAAUUACAGAAUUCAUCCUUAUCUUAAUUUAGAUAAUAUGACUAGUAAGCGGGCAUACACACACACACACAGAGAGAGAUCGCAGAGUAGCUCUCAUAGUCUCACGUCAGAAUUAGACCUUCAUCGAUGUUUCUCAAACAUCACAUUUUGAAGUAGAUAGAGAAAGGUACUCACACACACGCAUUCUGCAUUUUCACUCAAGGUUAUGACAUGGGGGUAUUACACAUAUAAAUAUCAUGAUUUCAGGGUGCUGGUUUCAUUUGCCAACUUAAUAGCCUUCUAAAUGUGACAUUACAGCAGCAUUUAACAUUAUAUCUCUAUCACAAAACAAUAAAAACCCAUUUGAGAAUACUUUUAAUUGUAUAGAAUAUAAUUGAAUGCCAUACCCAUAGAGGCCUCUAGUGGCCAAAAGGCCAUAUCAGCAUGGGCUCCCUGUUGACGUCAUGUCCAACUGUGUUAUCAGGACGGAUAAGACAAUAGUGAAGAAGAAAAUGGACUACUUCAAAAUGGAGAUAGCCUCAAUGGCUCUGCCCAUGCUGUCACAGGUGCUAUAAUGGCACAGAUACAAAGAUGAGUCCUAUAUCUCUAUAGCCAUACCUCAGGUUCCAUGUAUGUUGUGAAAACAAGAAAAGUGGUGAUAAUGGAAAUUGUAAGAUAAUAAACAUGAUAUCCCUUUUAUUCCGUACGUAGGUACAAUUAUACUAUGUUGGUGCACUAAACGUACUCUAAAAAUGUAACAUUGUUCUACCUGUAGUUGCUUAUGUGUGGGUAAUGUUCAGAACAAAAUCAAGACACUAAAAACUAGCGUUCAGCCUACAGGCUACAUGCCAUUGAAGAGCAUGCAUGGACAAAAACAUAAUUUUUUAUCGUAAAUGUCAUUGUUAGAUAUUGUUAACAUAUUCUCAGACAUAUUAAUACAAAAUAUCGUAUAGGUUUUCAAAAUGUGUCCUCAAAUUCCUUUAGAAUGGAAGACUGUGAGGCCUAGAUUCAAUCAGAUCAAGCAUUAACCGGUGAUAGCAGACACCGGCAUAGCAGAUGUUUUGGUGGUUUUGGUCCAACUGCGUUGGAGCUGUCAAAUCGGUGAGCAGCUGCUCUUGUGAUCAUUGUCACGGAGCCACACCCACAUUAAAAGUUCAGAUUGAGAAAGUGUAGGCUAUAUAGAAAUAAUGACGCUCAAAUUGAAAAUCAUUAAAUGAAAUAAUGAGGAUUUCGAUCAUCCUAAUAGAGGUGUAGAUUACAUCUCACAUUCCAGGGUUCCAACUUGUAAACAUGGCUGCAUGGAAUUGCUGGCUGCUGGACAUCUUUUAAUGUGACUCCAUAUAGCCAAUGGCAAUGUCUGCGUUAGGAAUAAUGCCAGGAGCAGCUUGUGGAUUUGACAGCUCUACCGCAGUUCCACAUCGGACACCGCCAAAACAACCUAUGCAUAUGUUGGCUAAAGCGGAUCUGAUUGAAUAGAGCCCUGGAUUCCAUUUCUAACAAGAUGAUGAAAUGAUGGACAUGUGAGGAAACCAAUCAAAAAAGUCUGGCAUUACGUCUAGCUUUUAGAGGUUGGUACAGAAAUCCCUGCAUUCUCCAUAGCCUAUAUGUAUUAGCCUAAUCUUCCUAUUUGAAAUAGGCCAUAGCAUUUAGCUAUUUUUGUUGUUGUUGUGAAAAUGGCCUUGGCAUCACACCAUUCAAUACACAUAAACAUUAAUAAUUUACAUGAAUUGCUGUUAGGCUAUUAGUUAGACUAUUAGUUAUUUGCUUCGAAAUUAAUCAAAGCGUCUCUAAUUGUCAAUAUGCUUAUACCUUUUUCAUCCGGCUCGUUUUUACUUUUUGCUAUGCAACUCAAAUUGCUCUGAUGUUGUCUAAAUUUGACUCAAGGAACAGAAUGAGUUGUGGGGCUAUGGGUUAGACUUAAACAACCUCGAAGUUCACGGAGACGUUUCAUUCUCUGUUCCAAUUCAAGUGAGAUAUAGGCCUAGUAACCAUUCGUACAUUUUUGCAUCAGUUUAAAAUACAAGACGAGCAAGUCUGAUAAUGAAAUGAAAUGAAAAAAAUAGGUUGGAUUGCCCCUUUCAUUAUAAAGCGGCAUAGCAGCAAUAACAACACGCGCCUUAAAGGGGCCCUGCAUUGUUUUGGCAGUAGUUGCUAAACCUGUUUGUCGAUGUCAUUGUAUUACCUUAGUAAACGGAAUAUCAAUCGUGUUGAGCAUAUAUAUUUGAGUAUAAAAACAACAAAAACACUAGACAUACGCCUUAUGGAUAGGCAUUUUCAUAGGGCUUCGGCUGAAAAAACUAUGCGCAUCUUUUGGAUUCUGGUGUUGACUAACACUGUGAAGGUAUUUCAAAAUAGGGAAACACAAUAAUGUAUGAACAUGUUAAACCGUCCUGCAUUUAGAUUUUUUUUUGACUCGUACUCUUAUAUUUUAACUUCAAAACAAUAUGUGAAUAGGCAUACAAAAAUGAUACAUUGAAAAAUAAAAUGAUAUUUUCGCCUUGGUUUAUCAAUAUCAGAAAACAUGAACUAGAGUCCUUACUGGAAAACAAGAUUUUCAUUAUGCAACGUUUUAAAUGCUAGAACGUUAUUUUCAUGGGGAAACUAUAGUAUGUACCCUACACCCUUAGAAAAAAAAGGUUCUGGAUAGAACCAACAAGUGUUCUAUUGCUUGCUUCAUAUAUGGCAUCCCUAAAGGUUCUAUAUAUAACCCUUUUGUAGGGUUCUUUGUUGAGAAUCCCAGGGGUUGGUUCUUCUUCAUUGAACCAACAUUGGUUCAAAAUCGAACGCUUGGGUUCCAUGUAGGAUAAUAUAUGGAACCAAUUUCGGUUCUAUAUAGAACCUUAAGGGGUGCCAUAUAUGAAGCAAGCAUAGAACCCAUUUUGGUUCUAUCCAGAACAUUUUUUUCUAAUAAUGUAUAUAAACUAUAGUAUAUAUUAUAUAUGUAACAACAUAUGUCUGAGUCAAAGAUUCAAUUAGUACUAAAUUAAAAAACCUACACAUAAAUGUCUGCUUACUUGUCUAAAUGGACACAUGGAAUUACACUUGAUAUUUGUCUAAAAAAUGGCUAAUAAUUUUCUCUUCAAUAAACAUUUACACGUGGCGUAAAUUUAUAUUUUUCUCCCUCAAUUUGAAAUCAUGCCUGCAUUUAAAUGAAUUAGAUAUUAGGCACGAAUUACAAACGAGUUGCAGUGGAAAAGAAAGGACCAGAUAUAAUAUAAUAAUCCUUCAUAUAAUUUUGAACGUAAAGAAAAAUAUUUUGGCACCACUCAUUCUUUAUAGGCUCAUGAUAAAUUGUAGAUGCAUCAUAGAUCUAAUUUAAUGUUCUAGCUUUUGGUGAUAAAAAAAACACAAAAAAACAUCAACACUGGUGUAGCCUUCAAAAAACAACAAUACAUAGGCCUAGGUGUUACUAGGACUACUAGGACUAUAAAUGAAAGGAAUAGCCCUACCGUAAAAUGCUCUAGAAAAACAGGGCUGCUAAAAUAAUUAAAGACAAAAAUAUACUUUGGAAUACUCACAUUGGUUAACAUUUUUAAUAGAUUUUAAUCGAACAAACGUUCGUAUGCAACUGCUGGUGCCACAACGACUAGCUACAGUGAUUUGAUUGUAUAGGUUAGGUUAUUGCAAAGUCUACCUUUUAUGAAAAUCAGUUUGCCUAACAAGCCUAGGCCUACCCGAGAGUGGUGCUAAUAAAAUGUACGUCCAUUGGAUUAUCUCAAUGUAUUGACGAAUACCAAAACGAAAAAGCUUUCCUAUAGUGGCAUUGCAGCGACUUCCAAUAAAUAAUCAUAUUUAUCGAAUUAUUUGCGCUGUCUUGUUUUAUGUUAGCCUAUCUUAACGAUUACAUAUUGAACAAUAUUUCAUUUCGGCUAUAACUGAUUGCAAAAUAUUUUCUCUACCCCCUUUGUCCUUCCUCCCGUGGCUUUCUUUUCCUAAAUCUCUCCGCUAGAUGGCACCCUUGCACCGUGCAAGAGUCCCUUUGCUUAACAACUUGACCGCGCUGACGUCACCUUAGUCUGGAGCAUCAAGGCCACUUCUACACGGCUAUUGGUCUGAAAAUCACAUGACAUUGCGCUCCAAGAAUCCAUAAUUAUGUUGCUGAUAUUUUUGGCUCCCAAAAGUUGUCAGUGUCCUACUGUCCUUAUUCUCCUCGAGAAAAACCGUUACCACAGGAACACAAAAGACACCAACAACACCAACAAUACAAAUAAUGUCAUGCCAGGAUAACAUGGCUGCCGGUCAUUUCCUGGUGGAUUCUUUGAUGGGAGGAUCAUCAUCUUCCUAUAGAGGCGAGGGCUACUCCAGCAGCAACCCAGGAAUGUACAUCCACACGGCUGCAUCUGAGUAUGGGUGCUCAAUGAUGAGACAUUUUGGAGUAGUUGGAUCGCCCCUCUCCAAAAAAGACGAGGUUCCUCCGAGUAGCCACCCUCUCCGCUCCUACCAAGAUGCGCUUUACCUGUCAUCCCAACUGGGCACUUGGACCUCAGCUUCUAAAACUAACAGUGACGAGCAACCUGUUGCCCAGUCCAGUUUCCAACCGUGUUCGUUUCCAACCGACAACGUCAAAGAGGAGGCGUUCUGUUGUCUGUAUCAGGGUGACAGUAGCAGCAGGGCUAAUACGGACACUACAGAGUCGGCUACUUACAUUCGGCUUGGGAACAAUAGCAGCAGUCAGACGGACCAAACCGCUGUCUCGGAGGCGUCCGAAUGUUAUGGAGGAGUAAGAGGGGUAUACCCCGGAGAGAGCAGGGGACAGCGAGGGGAGCAGUUCGGGACAGGCUUUGCUUCUUUGGAUCCGGUGACGACAUCUGUUGAAUCACCAAGAGAAUCUACCCAGGAGAAAGUUAGCGAGGAAAUGGGCAUCGAAGAGGAUGAACAGCGAAAGCGCAAGAAAGAAGAGAGUGCAAAGACUGACAGUUGUUCUGAACACUCUGACGAAUUGAAAGAUGAUUUUACAUUGGAAAAUGCUCCAGGAAACUGGUUAAAAGCCAAAAGUGGACGGAAGAAGAGAUGUCCGUACACAAAGCAUCAGACACUCGAGCUGGAAAAGGAGUUCUUGUUUAACAUGUAUCUGUCUCGCGAGCGCCGCCUGGAGAUCAGUAAGAGUAUCGAUCUGACCGAUAGACAGGUCAAGAUCUGGUUCCAGAACCGAAGGAUGAAGCUCAAGAAACUCAAUAGUGAAAGUCGUGGUCGGGAUCAUCUUAUGGCGGCCUACAACUUCACCUGAUAUGAUAUUAUCUAUAAAACCCUUCCAUUUACACACACACACACACACACACACACACACACACACACACACACACACACACACACACACACACACACACACACACACACACACACACACACACACACACACACACAGUGUUCCAUCAUACAAGGACAAUAUUUCAACGAUGCCCAAGAGUAUAUGACUUUAUGAAGGAAGGACUUCAGCAAUUGAGUUCGCCUUUCAACACAUGAACAUUAAAUAGUGGUGCCGUUGCCCUUGUCAUAUAAAGCAAAAAUAAAAGUGAAGGCCUGUAAUGAACACCAACACUUAAGCAGCUUAGAACUGCUGAAAUGAAAACAGACUUUGUUUUGUUUGUUCUUGAGGAAUGUCCCCUUACUCCCUAGCUUAAUCUUGUUGUCUUAAUUUUUUUUGUGUGCUUUUGCUAUGUGUGAUAGGCUACUCGUGCACUGUACUUUUUGCAUCCACAUUGUUGCUCGCGUCAUAUUAGUCCCGUUGAUUAUUCCUAUAUAAAAUAUAGUUUGUCCUUCCCCUUAUUAUCCAUUUGGCACUCUGUUAAGAGAGAGAGAGCGAGAGAGAGAGAAAGAGAGGGAAGGAGAGAGAGGCUGCGGAUAAGAGAGAUUGGGAAGAUCAUGGCCGUUUUAAUACGUUGAUUAAAAUAUUAUCCAGGUGAGCACAUUAAGUCAAGGUCAUAAAAUUCUAACGUCAGGAUCGUCUCGUGAUAGAAGCACGAGCUAGGGGUGGAUUUUAUGAUCUGCAAAUAUAAUGUGCUAGCUGGCUGCUGCAGUUAAGCUGCAUAGUUUAAAGGUGUGUGGAGGAGAGGAUGGAUAGGCUAUUCUACACAGUGGAGAGGGUCUGCUAUGCCUACUGGAUGGAACGAACGCGCUCGACGGGCUCCCUCUGCUAUGGAGGCAGGCUGCAGACUUCUAUUGAGGAUACUGCACGGUUAUCUCAGCAAUAAAGGAAACGGAUGGAUGAUAAACAACAACAAUAACAACGACAACAAGGACAUCAUGAAUAAAUGAGGACCACGACGACAGUGUGUGAGGAAAUUCAAGACAACGAAUCGAGGACGGAGGCAGAAUGAAGACGAGCAUAUAUGUAUCAGUGAUUCAGUGUGCUGUCAUAACAAGGCUGGUGGUCUCCCAAGUAGAGGAAGAGAUGGAGAAAGAUACAGAAACAGAGAUGGAG